Molecule: messenger RNA, 3391 nt
Organism: Megachile rotundata (alfalfa leafcutting bee)
Lineage: Eukaryota; Metazoa; Arthropoda; Insecta; Hymenoptera; Megachilidae
Source: RefSeq, a predicted model, not a curated record
GGCGCCUACGGGUGCGGGCAGUCAGGCAGGAUGACGAGGCCGUAGAAAGAGAGGAGUUGGUAGAGGUUAGGUCGGUGGCGCAAAGAAAGAAGAAUGACUGGUGGCCGGCGGUGGUGGACUAGCGCCCGUGAGCUCGAGAGCGGGACGAGUCGGGGGGCGCCGCUGGAUAGAGAGAAAAAGAAGAGGUGAGGAGCGAGAGAGAGAAAGCAGGAGAGGUGGCCGGUAGGUGGGGGAAAAGACGGUGAGAGACCGCGAGCUCCGUGGUGGUGGCGCGCGCGCGGAGAAGCGAGGGGUUCUAGAGCGAGGGAGCGAAACGUCGACGAGAUAGAGGGGAAGGGAAAGACCGUUUCAGUGGGAAGCAGCCGCAGUUCUCGACGAUGGUGGGGAUGAAAAUUAGUUACGGCAUCUACCAAGACCUAAAAGGAACUCCGUGCGCGGCGCGGCCAGGCCACUUCGUGCAAUGUUACGCGUUAAGGUACCCCCGUGCGUCGUUGGCAGUGCCCGGUUUCGAAGCUCAUCGUCGUCAUCGUCGUCGCCGUCGCCGUCGUCGUUCUUGUUCUCGUUCUCGCGUUCGACGUGACGGUUAUCGUCACGCUGCGAAACAGUUCGGUACGUGAAAACGCGCUAUGGCUCAUGGCGUAAGCGAAGUGCUCGGUGAGGGAAGCACGGUGAAAAUGGUGCAUCAGAAGCAGCAACAACAGCAGUCGGUGCAUCAACAUCAGCAGCAACAAAACGCGAAGAAAUCCGUCGGCGUGAUGGGUAGCAGACGCAUAUUCGCGCCGGCCUUCAAGCUCAAGGUUCUCGAUUCGUACAGAAACGACAUCGACUGUCGCGGAAAUCAACGAGCCACGGCGAGGAAGUACGGCAUUCAUCGACGUCAGAUACAAAAGUGGUUACAGUGCGAGGAUAAUUUGAGAAACAGUUGUGCCGAGACUGGAAACGGUGGUGGAGGAGGAGCAGUGACGACGACGGUGAUCUCUCCCGCGGGUGUUUCCAAGCCGGACGGUGCCGUGUCAGAAUCCACCGUGACUCCAGCAGCGCCGGCCUUGAACCUCAGCCUCGCCAGACUGCACGGCGACGAGCUGGCUACGCAGCAAGGGCCCCCACCUCUUCUUUCUCGUCCUCCUCACGGUAGUUCGCCCUCUUCGCCCCAAUACGUUUCUAGAUCCGCCACGGCUUCGGUUUUACCCGGCCGGCAAGGAUACCAGGAAUACUCGAAUCAGGAUCAACGUCGUCACCGUCGCGAAACCGACGACCGGAUACAGGUAACGGACGUUCACGGGUAUCCGGAGGCUCGCGCGAACCAGGAAGCCGGUUACUACGCUCAGAACGCGGACGGUCAACGAGAGCUCGAAAACGCGACAUCGUUCGACGCCCGAACCGAACCGAAGGUGUACCAGACCCUGACCAGUUAUCGGUACAACGAAAACGAGAUCGCCGCGAGAAUUCAUCAACGUCGUUCGCCAACCUCGUCGAAUCACGGUCAUCGAUCGUCGCAAAAUUACGGGGACGCGGAUUCCUCCGUGGGCGGGAAAUCGUCGUACGGUUUGCUGGUAGCGACGUCGAUGAUAAAGACGGAACGCGCGAGCCCAGACUCGGCGGCGACGCCAGGGCCGUGCGAGUCGACGAGUUCUCCCGGCCUCUCCAGGGUCCCACUCUCGCCUCUGUUGCACCAAGCCAGCAACGGUUCCAGCUCCAGUUCCAGCUCCGCGACGUCCGUUCACUUCGAUUCCCCGCGGGCCUCCGCGAGUCCGUGCUCGUUGCACGUGCAAGAGCACGCGCGAGCGCACGCAUACGCGUACGCGUCGCCGACUCCGGAUUCCGAGAAGCCGAUCCCGUCCAUGCAUCGCCAGGAGAGAGAGUCGAAGGGGACGACGAUCGUCCGUAUCGGCGAGAAGGGAACGCAGGACGUCGCGGGGGAGGCAGAAAUCGCCAGGGCGGUGGUCAAGGAAGAGAUCCAGCUGGAGGAAGAGGAGAAUUCCGAGGAGGGAAGAGAAGCCGUUCCCGCGUCCGAGUACGUCGAUUAUCACCGACCACCUGCCGGCUCGUCUCUCGUCGAAUCGCGUCCCGUCAGCCCUCCGGAAGGAUACUCGUUGCCCUCGAGCCCUCGCGGACCGACCAGUUCCGGCAGAUCCAGCACUAGCUGCUCGGACAGCGAGAUGGAUCCUCUCGACUGCUCUUCCGGUAGCCACAAUUCGUCCAACGAUCUAGCGCGUCGACGAUCGUUCUCUCUGCGAUUCAAACUGGACGUCCUCGACGCUUUCCACCGCGACGUCGGCGUGGCGGGCAAUCAACGCGCCACGGCUCGAAAAUUCGGCAUAAAUCGUCGUCAAGUACAGAAAUGGUUGGGCCAGGAGACGGAGCUGAGGGGCGAGAUCGCUCUACGUGGAAACUCGCGGCAACGACUCGGCCCUAUCCAGGAUGCCGCUUCCGGUGACUCACCGGUAGAUCUGAGGACGUCGAACUACGUCUCCAGCUUAUCGCAGGAUCGAAUCGAAGCCGAUUACGAGCGAUCGCCUCCGCCUCUUUACUGUUGCGACAUCGGCUCCUCCUCUUCGCAGCAUCUUCCGUAUUAUCACCAUCCUGCCACGAUAGACCCGUCUUCCGAGACCGAGCUCACCGUUUCUUGCAAUCUCUCUUGCUGCAUGGACAGUCAUGUCGCGACCGCGACUUCGGUCAACUCCUGCUACCAGGAAGUGUCCUUAAGGGGAUCCUGCUACGCGGAAUCUCAGAACGGGCUCUACUGCUACUCGCCCAGAGAGUAUUCGUCCGAGAUCACUUCGAUUCCCGAGCAAUCGGAGGAAUCGUCCUCGCCGCUCAAAAGGCAACGCUGCACCCUCUCGUGUUGCUACGAGGCGCUGUCGCCGCCGAAGAGGCUCUGCCUGGAGGCGGAGGAUUCGACGAGCGCGAAUUCCUGCCAGGAAACGCCUCCCCAAGAAACGCCGCUGUGCCUGGUGAAGCCAAAGAGGCUCGUCGUCGCUUCACCGUUGAGGACGGAACCUGUGACGAGCACGGUGCCGACGCCACCGGCAUCCGCCGCGCCGCACCAACCAGGACCACCGUCCAAGAAGGACGCUAUCUUGUUCAAACCGUAUUUGGACAAUCCUGUGAGCAAACCCGCAAAAGAGCACGCGGUUCACGGGGAAUUGUCGGCCAUCGCCGUUCAGAACGUCAACAACAACAACUGCCAAAGCGUCUGCAAUUUGAACGAAAGUAACAGGGGCCACGAUUAUGCCCUCGAGCUUAGCUUAAGACUGCCGGUAUCCUGGAGGACACACCCGAGUCCGUACACCGAGUUCCCGCAGGUUCUGCAAUCGGGGAACGUCGAAGAAGAGUAGCUGUAAAUGACGGAGCGGUAUGAAUCGCCCGAGGUGACCAUCAUACUGACCAA